Myxocyprinus asiaticus (Chinese sucker) is the source of this 2494-nucleotide messenger RNA. RefSeq names its product angiopoietin-related protein 4-like. Gene Ontology annotation, molecular function: enzyme inhibitor activity. The record is from RefSeq and is a predicted model, not a curated record. Gene Ontology annotation, biological process: triglyceride homeostasis. NCBI's taxonomy places the organism in Eukaryota, Metazoa, Chordata, Actinopteri, Cypriniformes, Catostomidae. Bases 91 to 1473 code for a protein of 460 amino acids. The transcript is spliced from 7 exons.
UCUUCAACAGCAUGAGCUUAAGAUCUUGAGAAAACUGCGACAGCUGACUGGUAUCCACAACAAGACAACCACAGACACAAAACAAGCAAGAUGAAGGUACCACUGGCAAAUCUGCUAUGCAUCACCGUCUUGGCUAGCUCUGGGACAAGCUUCCCAAUGGAGAGGAGGGGAACUGCUGCCGGUAAAGAGAAGAGAGUUCAGUAUGCACCAUGGGAUGAUGUCAAUGUGCUUGCACAUGGAUUGCUGCAGCUCGGUCAGGGUCUUAAGGAGCAUGUGGACAAGACCAAAGGCCAGAUGAGAGACAUCACCAUCAAGAUGAAGGUCUUAAACGUCACUGUAUCUGAGCUUGGAAAGCUGACUCAGCGCCUGCAGGAAGACAGCGAAGCACUGAAAGCCAAAGCCCAGAACCUGGAAGAAAGUGAGAGUCUGGUCCUAAACAAGUCCACGGAUCUGCAGGAGAAAACGGAGGAACUGCUCAGAGACAGACAGAAGGACCAUGAGAGGAUGAAUAAGCUGGAAGAAAAAGUAGAUGGCAUGAUGCAAGGAGAGGGUCUGGAAGUUGGCAAAGGCAACAACAGUGAUGCCCGGAUUAUUCAGUGGAUGCUAGAGGCGCAAAAUAAGCGCAUUGAUGACCUGGUCGAACGUAUCAAGCAACAGCAAGAAAAACUGGACAAGCAAAAUAUUCGCAUUCGAACCCUCCAAAACCAGAUUCACAUGAAAAAUGAACGAUCUUCUCUGAAACGGAAGGAGGAUGACAUCCAACUGAACACGAGCUCUGAACAGCGAGACUCACCUGUUGCAAUGGCCUGUGACUGCCAUGAGUUGUUCCUGAGGGGUGAGACCUCAAGCGGGUUGUACACCAUCCAACCAUCUGAUUCGCAGCCUUUUGAGGUCUUCUGUGAAAUGACACCUGAGGGUGGAUGGACAGUCAUCCAGAGACGGCAGGAUGGAUCUGUAGACUUUGAUAAACUAUGGCAGGCCUAUCAGACUGGCUUCGGGAGCCUGAGUGGUGAGUUCUGGCUCGGUCUGGAGAAGAUCCACUCUGUGUCCAAAAGUGGCAACUACAUCCUCAAGGUUCAGUUUUCUGACUGGAGGGAUGAGAGUCAAAGCAUCACAUAUCCUUUCCAUCUGAAUGGUGAGGAGAGGAACUAUUCUUUGCAUAUUCUGGAGAGGCCUGCUGGAAACCUGGAGAGCUCUCUGUCUACUGAAGCAUCCGGAGUUCCCUUUUCCACCCGCGACAAAGACAACGACCUGAAGAACGAUCUCAACUGUGCCAAACAACUUUCAGGUGGUUGGUGGUUUAGCAACUGCGGUCGCGCUAACCUCAACGGCAGGUAUUUUGUAACCCCUGCACCAAAGCAAAGGCACCAGAGAAAACAAGGAGUGUUCUGGAAAACUUGGCAUGGUCGUUACUACCCACUGAAAACUACCACCAUGAUGAUUGCACCAGCUGAGAUUGAGAACAAGUCAUAGGUUAAUCUCUGAACCAAUCAUGCAAGAGACCUUAACCAAUGAUAUGGGUGAAGGAAACUGCCAUUCAUAAACUGCCAAAAUAACUGACUGGUGCUGAAAAGGUUUAAUGCUCAAUUAGGAGUGCCUUCCAAUCUUCAGAUUGUUUGUUAGAACAGACAGUUGAAGUCUGAGUUAUGAACGUCUAUGAAGAUGUGAGAUGGGUGGACACUCAAAACCCAGACUGAGCAAAAAAACAGACUGUUAUCUAAUGAGAUUGGGGUGAACUAAAUAUGACUGGAGCUCUGCAAGAAGCAGCAUGUAUUGUAUGGUGCAGGCCACUGUGAGGAUCUGCUACAUGUUUAGACAUAUCUGUUUGGAGGCGUAAAAAGAGCUGAUGGUUUAGCACCAUUGUGAGCACUACCAACAGCUACAAGGGCUUGGAGAAAAAAUUAGACAGAACUCACUAAAAUAAUCUCUUGCCUCUAAAAUGUGGACCAAAUAAGCUAAAGAAGCUUGAGCCAGUACUUUUGAAAAUGCUUAUUGUAAAGGCACUGUUUAUCUUAAGGCAUUAUCCACAGACAAAGACAUGCAUUAGUAGAUCUGCAGAACAUUGAGAGAUUUGCUGCCUGUCCGUCAUUUUAAGUAUACAAGUAUGCAAGUUAUUUUCUGGAACACAUGCUAUCUUUCAAAAGCUUAAAUGAUCUAAGACUACUGUCUUUUCCUGUCUUGAAAUCAUAUCUAAAAGAGGAGUUCCUGUGGAGAUUAAUUUUCUCAGUCACAUUGACUGUCUAUAGCUGUCACUUCUCUGUAAAUAACUGAAACAUACAUUUUCUUAGUAGCAUUACAGCUGUAUUUUUGCCAACUUCGAAAGGUUGUGCUCUGAUUCUCAUAUUAUUUAAAUGUUGUUCAAAUCAUUAUGUAUUUCUUUUUCUUUUACUUAUAAUUUAUAUGUUUCUCAAAGAAGUCAAACAUUUUGUUAUUGUUUUUAUAAAAGUGUUUGGUCUUAAUAAAGUGACCAAUAAAGAUUUGUUUUAUUUAAAAA